UCGGUGCGGACAAAUGGAUUUAGGGAAGUUCGUAUCGUCUCGUGAAGGCGGGAGGAUGAGAAGCAGAACUUUUGACAGAGCUUUGCUUAGGGUUUUUUAACGGCUAAACAAUAACAACAACAACAACAACAACGAUAGGGAGUAACGAGAACACGGUCCAGAGUAAACAUAAUCUCAGCAGCGGUUUUCUGACAACGUUGCCCGUGUAAACCGUCAGUUCCGCAUCAGCUUGACGUCUAUUCGCGUGGCGUAAUGUGUCUUUAAGUUGCUAAGCUAAGCGCUAAGUUAGGUUCUUAACGUGUUAACUAACCUCCGUAGAUCAGCUGACUCGGUGACAUGGCUGCAAGAAAACACAAGGAAAAUGAUGUCAGCCUUCCUUUUGCUGCACUCCAGCUCCUGGCCCCGCCGGUGCGCCUGGUGUCUGCGGCCCUCUGGAAAGUGGUGAAGCAGAGGGAUGUGAUGCAGUACGGGGUCGUGGAGGAGGUCGUGACGUCCGCCUGCGAGACCGUCCCGGGGCUGCUCACCGUGAGACACCAGGGCAAGCUGGCACUGGGGCUGAGAGGACGGCUCAUCUUGGAGCUGUGCUGUACACAGCCAGAUGAAGAGGUGAUUGCGCCACACCUGCAAAGGAUGCACGCUCCUGCUGCCAUGUCCCUCUCCUCUGCUACUGUGAAGAGGGAUGUAAAAAUCAUUAGAACAGUGGAAAGUUUCCAUUCAUUGGUUCACACUCUGCUAAAAGACCCAACAGUGAGGGAACACUUCUUCAAGGAGGAAUUUCCUGUGGAUUAUGGUCAGAAGUUUGACCAGGAGCUGGAGAAGCUGCUGUGGGAGUUCUUGAUUCGACUGGAUCAGUUACUUCCGGUUCCCAACUUAGCUCAGACCGUGUCAUGGCUCAGUGACGCCCCCACUGUCCUGGAGGAGUGUGCGCAGGCGGCCACCCAACCGCAGCUCCUGAAGAUCUUGCUUGAACAUCAGACCUGUCUGGGUCACCUGGAGGCUGCAGCAUCCCUUCCUCCAAACAUGGGAGACUCCAUCCUAGCUUCACUUUCUCUGCCGCCCUCUGGAAGAAUACCUUCAAAUGGACCGACGGGAGCCAAAAGGCCUGGAGUGGACCAGUCCAGUGGCACACAGACAAGAGACAAAACAGCCUUCAUUACACCUGUUAUCGGACUAAUAUCUAACGAAGAUGUGCCCUUUAUGAUCAGGACAAAAGAUGCAACAAAUGAGCACUUGCAUCCUAAAGAGAACUUGAAAUACACUGUGGUUAAAGAGAGACAAAACCCCAAAGAUGGUGAAGAACAAGUGGAGGGGGAGAGGACCGAAUCAAAAAGAAGCAGUGGCACGAAACGCAAGCAACCUGACGAAGGUGAAUGCGAUGAUGAUGAUGAGGAGGAGGAAGUGUUUGACAUGACCGGAUCUCGGAAAAAGGGGAUGAGGAGUUUGAGUGGAGUGAGCAUCGUCAAGCAGGAAAGAGGUGAAGAAGGAGGCGGAGCUGCAAAAAAAGAGGCCCUGGAAACCUGCAUGACCCGGCUGGGGGUCAAAACGCUGCACCUGCCUGAAGAUCCAUCAGUCCGCUCCAUCUUUGUCUCUUGCCUGAGGAGUCAACCCAGAGUUAUGAUAGAAGGAAUGACUCUAACUAACGGCGGAGGAGGUAAAUCCCUGUGUGUGAGACGGGAGACUCGGAGGAGAAAGUCGCCAGUCAAGGCUGCAACGCAGAUUCAGAGUCAACCUCAAAGGCCUGACCUGGAUGUCCCUGGCCUGGACGAUAAAGAAAAUCUUCCUGUAUUACCGAGUAUAAGCAGCUCUCCCUCUCACCAACGUCGUAACACAGGAGACGCCGACGACUACGUAGCUGAUUCUGAGGAUGAGGCGACGAAGAACUUCAAAGUCAGGCUGUUCAUGAAGCGCUACUACAAGACCAAACACGGUACUUAUGUUCCCACUCUGCGGGAGUACUGGAAGCCCGGGAUGACGCGGCGGGACACGACGUCAGCUGGAAGCAAACUAAGAUGAUGAAAUGGAUUUUACCCCAGAAGUGCCAGAAAGAUGCCGGAGGACUGAAAAUGUGGUUUACGUCGGGUUUUCUCCGCCCGCUGCGAUGACGAAGAAUCACCAAAAUACAUUGAAUGUCACCAUUCGCUGUUUCCAGAAUCUCUAUCUUCCACUUGAGUGAUUUCACUUUAGCUGAAUUGGAUUUGAGCUUCAGUCGGUGGUUUGUCAUCAUGGAAAAACCUUCUACAACUGGGUUUGUCAAUCACAUGUAUAUUUAAGUACUUAUACAUCACAUCGGGGCGCGUAUCAUUGAAUGAAAACCGUCACAAUUAUUCAUUAUUUGUAAAUUGAAUGUCAUCUUAUCACUGUUGAAAUUAAAUAAAAUGUAUGUGGCUUGUA
Messenger RNA from Cyclopterus lumpus (lumpfish), 2391 nucleotides. RefSeq names its product TERF1 (TRF1)-interacting nuclear factor 2 (gene tinf2). Gene Ontology annotation, molecular function: telomeric repeat DNA binding. Gene Ontology annotation, cellular component: shelterin complex. Gene Ontology annotation, biological process: regulation of telomere maintenance via telomere lengthening; telomere capping. Bases 337 to 2013 code for a protein of 558 amino acids. The transcript is spliced from 10 exons. Lineage: Eukaryota; Metazoa; Chordata; Actinopteri; Perciformes; Cyclopteridae. The record is from RefSeq and is a predicted model, not a curated record.